Molecule: messenger RNA, 1001 nt
Organism: Meleagris gallopavo (turkey)
Lineage: Eukaryota; Metazoa; Chordata; Aves; Galliformes; Phasianidae
Source: RefSeq, a predicted model, not a curated record
GCGGCCGGCGGGCGUCAGCGAUGCUGGAGAAUGGAUCUCUGAGGAACUGCUGCGACCCGGGCGGGAGGGGUCACUUCGGCUUGACGGAGCGGGAGGCGGCGGCUGGAGGCGCCCCGCGGCCCGCCUGGGUGGUGACGGCUCUCUCCAGCGUGCUGAUCUUCACCACCGUGGUGGAUAUUUUAGGCAACCUGCUGGUCAUCGUGUCCGUCUUCAAGAACCGCAAGCUCAGGAACUCAGGUAGGGAUGCGUGCGGGACCUCUGGGCGCUCGGUGCUCUGCGGGUCCCUCCGGGCUGUGCUCGGCUCUAGCGAGUGCGAGUCAUUGCGAGGCUCUUAAUGAGGUACUGUGCGCUCCUUGUGGAGCUGCUGCUGCUGGGGGAUCGAUGUCACGUUUUAAACAGUGCUCAGAAGUACGGGAGGAAGAAGGAACUUGCCCGGGGCACUGAGGUGAGGUGUGUGGGAAGUGAGCUCUGGCUCUGGACUGCCCAUUGGAGCUCGUGGCAGUCCUUCAUGAUUGUUGUUAUUCUCUGCUCAUAUGUCCUCCGACCGAAAUAAAGUAUUUUCCUUCUUUUUGAAUCAUGUCUGUAGUUGUUUUCUUUUUUCCUUUAUGUGCUGGAAAGUAGCUUUUUGUGCUUUGUGGAACUUUCAUCUCUGCUGGGCAGGUUACACCUGCCUCCAACCACAACACUGCCAGUCGUACCUCUCGGGUUUCCCUUUCCCCCUCGCCUUCUUCUGUCAGAUCCACACAUAGGGCUGUGACCCCAAGGUGCCUGCAGCUCCCUGGGUGGGCUUUCUGAGGCAUUCUGAUACCAGGUCUAAGGAAAAAGACCUCGUUCUGUGUUGUCUGCCCCGUAUUCUGGGCGGCAAAACCUUGCUUGAGAGCUGUGAAGCCAGAUGCACAGUUGUAUCAUCUGGCAUCUGUCCGACCUCGUGCCUAACAGCAUGGUGCUGCCUUAUGAAGGGGGGGAGGAACUGGGUGCUUGAAUUUCCUGUUUUUUUUUUU